UUGAGUGAGGCCCUUUCGAUCGGUGCCAAAGUAACGAAACCUACUUUGUUAAUGAUACAAUCCUAAAUUUUUCACUGGUUUGAAAACUUAAAUUCCCUUCGAUCUUGAUCUUGGUUGGGGAAAAAAACCCCGGCCUGCCACCCUACUUCAUCCUCGAGUCGACUUGUGCGCCGCCAUUCUCCGUCGCCGCGGUCUCGCGGGCCCGCCGCCGUCCUAGCCGCCCUGUCCCCGCCCUCUCCGUCUCGCGCCCCACGCGGCCCUUGUCCAUCUUUUCCGUCGCCGGCUCGUGCGGUCCGACGCCUGCCACCGGUUCCUCCUCUCGAGAAAGGCGGCGGCGCCCGAGAGAGCUUCUUUGAGGGAGGAUAAGGCGGCGCGGAGCGUCUCUGAGCGGCUCAGGCCCCUCCGGCGCUGAGCUUUCCUCCGGCGUUGUGUGUGCCUGAGUUGUUGACUCCCAAUUGAAGCGUGGUCAAAUUACCUCGGCUCCGGUAUGGGUUGGAGCUCUUUAUGGGUUGCUAAAGCGUUUAGAGUGUGGCUCUAGGCGUGGAUUUUCACCAAUGGCAAUCGAGUGCCUCGUGCUAGGGGCGGGGCAGGAGGUGGGUAAGAGCUGCGUGGUGGUGACCAUCGGCGGGAAGCGCGUCAUGUUCGACUGCGGCAUGCACAUGGGCUACCACGACGACCGCCACUACCCGGACUUUGCGCGCGCGCUCGCUGCCUGGGGGGCGCCCGACUUCACCACCGCUAUCUCCUGCGUGGUCAUCACGCAUUUCCACAUGGAUCAUAUCGGGGCACUGCCCUACUUCACCGAGGUUUGCGGCUACCACGGCCCCAUCUACAUGACGUAUCCAACAAAGGCUUUAGCUCCAUUUAUGCUCGAGGAUUAUCGGAAAGUAACGAUGGGUCAGAGAGGUGAGGAAAAGCAAUAUAGCUACGAAGAUAUUCUUAGGUGUAUGAAGAAAGUCACACCAAUGGACUUGAAGCAGACUGUUCAAGUAGAUAAAGACCUUGUGAUCCGUGCCUAUUAUGCUGGACAUGUUAUAGGGGCUGCCAUGAUUUAUGCAAAAGUUGGGGAUGCUGCUAUGGUAUACACUGGGGAUUACAAUAUGACACCAGAUAGACAUCUUGGGGCCGCACAGAUUGAUCGUCUGAAGUUGGAUGUAUUGAUAACAGAGUCCACAUAUGCUAAAUCUAUACGUGACUCAAAGCCUGCCCGAGAGAGGGAGUUUUUAAAAGCGGUACAUAAAUGUGUUUCUGGUGGAGGUAAAGUUCUAAUUCCAACGUUUGCUCUGGGAAGAGCUCAGGAACUAUGUAUGUUACUGGAUGACUAUUGGGAGAGGAUGGGCUUGAAAGUUCCUAUUUAUUUUUCAGCUGGUUUAACCAUUCAAGCUAAUGUGUACUACAAAAUGUUGAUUGGGUGGACUAGUCAAAAGAUCAAGGACAGCCAUACAGUGCAUAAUCCAUUUGACUUCAAGCAUGUUUGCCACUUUGAACGUUCCUUCAUUAACAACCCUGGUCCCUGUGUACUUUUUGCAACACCUGGUAUGAUUACUGGGGGAUUUUCCCUUGAGGCGUUUAAAAAAUGGGCACCAUCAGAGAAGAAUCUGGUUACACUUCCAGGAUAUUGUGUUUCUGGAACCAUUGGUCAUAAGUUGAUGUGUGGGAAACCUACAAGGGUUGAUUACGAGGACACUCAUAUUGAUGUCAGAUGUCAGGGGUGUGUUUGAUUGCGGGACAACUUGGACAGCCAUGUCUCCCGGCAUCCCCUCUCUCUGUCUAGUUCUGACAGGCAGCUGAGGACGACGGCAUUGGGAUGGUUCUAUUUCAACCCUGACCUUGAAUCAAACAACCUUAUAUAAGGGAUCGUCCUAUCCCAUCAUUGCAACAAAACACACCCUAGAUUUACUCCAACCAUUGCACUUUUCAUUUUUGAUAUUUUUUGCCCCCUCAUACUGAGUUUUUUUGCCCCCCCCCCCCCCCCCCCCCCCCUUAUUUUACCAGAUCCAUCAGCUAGCAUUCAGUCCUCAUACAGACUCCAAAGGGAUUAUGGAUCUGACAGAAUUCCUGUCACCCAAAAAUGUAAUUCUCGUUCAUGGUGAAAAGCCUCAGAUGGCUUUUCUUAAGGAGAGGAUCGAAUCUGAAUUGGGGAUGCCUUGCUACUACCCAGGGAAUAAUGAAUCCGUCUCCAUUCCGACAACCCAGAACCUUAAAAUGAGUGCUACAGAAAGGUUCAUUACAGGCUGUGCUGUGGAGCAAGGUAAACGUAGCCUGCACAAGCGGAACCUGAUUUAUGGUACAGGUUUGUCAGAAGAGAUUGGCAGUGAUGAGGCGGCGGGGGAGGGCGUUCUUCUGAUGCAGAAACACAAGUCUCCGAAAAUUCUUUGUGAGGAUGAGCUCCUUGAGGUGCUGGGCAUGGGUCGGCAUCUUGUCCAGUUUGAACCAAUGGUCUCCAGAAUUGUAGCUGCUGUUGAAUCCGAGUUGCAGCGGGCUAAGGCAGCGGAUUUAGAUAACGAUGGGAAAUGAAUGGAACAAUAUAAAUGUACAUUGCCAUAAUUUUGGCU
Zea mays is the source of this 2555-nucleotide messenger RNA. RefSeq names its product cleavage and polyadenylation specificity factor subunit 3-II. Gene Ontology annotation, molecular function: RNA endonuclease activity. The coding region runs from base 555 to 1721 and encodes 388 amino acids. The transcript has 13 exons. Lineage: Eukaryota; Viridiplantae; Streptophyta; Magnoliopsida; Poales; Poaceae. The record is from RefSeq and is a predicted model, not a curated record. Gene Ontology annotation, cellular component: nucleus. Gene Ontology annotation, biological process: snRNA processing.